AUGCAUGCUACUCGCCUGCCCAAUCUUUCUCUCAGCAGAACCAGGAGGCCGCUUUUCGCAGUCUGACGACGGCGUCAAUUUCUCAGCCUGACGCUCUUUUGUGUUAGAAGAAGAAGUCAAAACGUCAAAACGUCAAAAAAAAAAAAACAACUCGACAAGAUCAUCCGCCGAAGAAGACGCCAAAAAGUCUAAACGAGGAGUUCCCCGAGAGGAACAUCGACGAAGUCGCCGCCAUCGACGUCUACGAAGACAUCGACGAAGUCGCCGACAAGAACAGUCAUGACACCGACAGUGUCAAAGAGGUCGAAGCCGGCAAUACCGUCAACAGCGGUGUUGCGCCAUCUCCCUCCUUUUUUUCUCUCACGUCAAAAAAAAAACUGGCUGUCUAA
This is a messenger RNA of Caenorhabditis auriculariae, 389 nucleotides long. NCBI's taxonomy places the organism in Eukaryota, Metazoa, Nematoda, Chromadorea, Rhabditida, Rhabditidae. The record is from the annotation of a GenBank genome assembly.